AUGCACGAUCCACCCAGCGGCGCGGUGUACGCAAUCUACUACCCCGUGCUGGCAUCGCUCGGGGUCCCAGUUAACAUUGUCGCCAUGGUGAUCCUGUCGCGGGGGAGGUGCGGUCUAUCCAGGUGUGUGACUGUCUACCUGGUUGCCAUGGCGGCGGCGGAUCUGAUGGUUCUCAUCACCGCCGUCAUUCUCCACCGCAUCGUCGGCAUUUACUUCCCCGGGAGUUACCUGUCGCUCACCUGGAUCUGCCGCAUCAAGAACCCCGUCGCUUUUGCAUCCAGAGACUCCUCCGUCUGGCUCACCGUGGCAUUCACCUUCGAUCGCUUCGUGGCCAUUUGCUGUCAGAAUUUUAAACGCAGGUACUGCACCAGAAAAACGGCGGCGACCGUCGUCGGCGCGAUUGUGGCUUUGUUCUGUUGCAAAGAUGUCCCCUGGUAUUUCAUUUACCAACCGCUCUACAUCGCGGACAAUCUUCCUUGGUAUUGCCGGAUAAUUCCAAGCUUUUAUACCUCGCCGUGGUGGUACGCUUUCUCAUAUUUGGACCGCAUCUCCACGCCCCUGCUGCCAGUCGCGAUUGUAUUGUUACUGAAUAUCCUGACCGUAAAACGCAUCGUCACCGCCAGCAGAGUCCGGAAGUCAUUGCGUGAUGACGCUCUCCCCGGGAAAGGUCCUGACCCCGAGAUGGAGAGCCGCAGGAAGUCGAUCAUUUUACUAUUCAGCAUUUCCGGCAACUUCAUCUUACUGUGGAUGACGUACAUUGUGCAUUAUUUGUAUGUUCGGAUCACGAGAACUCAUACUUACUCUGGAUACAACGACCCGGUGUUUAUUCUCGAGGAAGCGGGGAAUAUGCUUCUGCUGCUCCGUUGCUGCAGCGAUACAUUUCUUUAUACAGUAACCCAGAGGAAAUUCAGAGAUGAGCUGAAGACAAUGAUAACUUACCCUUACCGUCAGGUUGCGAUGUGUGUUUAG
This is a messenger RNA of Leucoraja erinaceus (little skate), 969 nucleotides long. Its product is annotated as probable G-protein coupled receptor 139. Bases 1 to 969 code for a protein of 322 amino acids. Gene Ontology annotation, biological process: G protein-coupled receptor signaling pathway. Gene Ontology annotation, molecular function: G protein-coupled receptor activity. The transcript is spliced from 2 exons. Lineage: Eukaryota; Metazoa; Chordata; Chondrichthyes; Rajiformes; Rajidae. The record is from RefSeq and is a predicted model, not a curated record. Gene Ontology annotation, cellular component: membrane.